CUCGAUUAGCGCGCGCCGCUUUGCAUUGCACUUUUGUUUCCGGUCGCGGUUGGACUGGUAGCUGCGCUCAAUAUCUAUUAGAUUAGAAACGUUGGAGGCGCUUGGGAGGCUCGUCGGCGACGCGGCGGGUGGUUGCGGGGGCGCGGUUUGGCGGGAAGUGGCUUCCCAAGGGCCUGGCUUGUGCGUGUGUGGCUGCGAUUUGAGCUGCGUGCCAGUGGAGCUCUCACCGAAUUGCCGGUCCAGUUGCGCAGCGCAGCGCUGCAUCUUGAACUGUCUUGUGGUGAGGGCAAGGGGCAGGGGCGCUGCAGGGCCCUGCCUGGAGCAUCAGCGUCGCCCUUUCCCCGGCAUCCCUUUCGUCAUGGGACCUCUCGGGAACGCCUCGGUACUGCUCAGGGCUAUGGGGUACUGGCAGCCCUGUCAUGCGGUGCCCCACACGCUGGCGGCCGCAACCGCUGCCAGCGACUCCGCUGGUGGGCGGCGGCGCCGCCGGAGUGGGUGCACCGGGUGGCUCGGGCCAGGGCUGCGGCUGAGCGCCUGCGCAGGCGGGCUGUGGAGCCGGCUGCGCCGCUGAUCGAGCUAGCGUGCAUUGCGUGCAAAUCACGACAGGCGCACUGUUCCGCAUGGGUCGGCAGCCGGGCGCACGGCCAGCCUUUCAGGCAGGGGAGGCUGCGGCACGGUCUGGCGCAUGCAGAGUUGUGUUCGUGAACAUCAGGUGCCCGGGAGUCGCCCCUGAUGUAGAUUCGUGUGCAUGAAGCAUCCUUGCAUGCGUGUAGUAGUUACCGCGGGUAUUGCGUGCGGCUGUACUAGGGGGCACAAGGACAGACAAACGACACGCAUGAAUCCGCGGGCUGUAUGUGUGACUGGUGCAGCUACAGCCUGCGCGUUUCCAUUCUUUCUGUGUAAUCUGCCCCAGGC
Chlamydomonas reinhardtii is the source of this 915-nucleotide messenger RNA. RefSeq lists its product as uncharacterized. The record is from RefSeq and is a predicted model, not a curated record. Bases 359 to 571 code for a protein of 70 amino acids. NCBI's taxonomy places the organism in Eukaryota, Viridiplantae, Chlorophyta, Chlorophyceae, Chlamydomonadales, Chlamydomonadaceae. The transcript has a single exon.